AUGUUGGGUUACAGCGAAGGGAACGAUCAAGAAAGAAACGGGCUUGAAAAUGAUUUAUCGCCAGUUUUCGAGGAUUCGGACACAGCUGAUAGAAUUGAGCAGAAAAUUCGGAAUUUGAAAGCCGAAGAAAUUCAUCCCCGGGACAAAUGUUUCUACGCGAAUCCUGGCGUUCUCGAAAUCAAAGGCUUUAAGGCGAACAAGUCGCAUCUCCGAAAAGUAUCGAUUUACAAUAAAAGUCAGAAAUGGGCGUACCUUCGCUUUCUCAAAAUCGAGUCUGACAGUAAAAAUCCCAAGAUUUUGAAAAUCGACAAAUUAGAUGCAGUGAAACUCAAGCCGGGAUUACACGUAUCGAUAAAUGUCACGAUCGAGCCGCUAUCAGAGGAGGAAGUAACCGCGGAGAUAAUUUUCCUUACAUUAAAUGCAGACGACACAAAAAAUUUCCAUGAAUUUCGGAUUCCUGUUAAAUGCACGCCAAAAAUGCCCGAGCCCAUUAUAUAUCCUUCCGAGCUGAGAUACAUGCAAAAAAUGCUAACGAUAGAAAAUCGGGGCUCGAAAUCCUUCUCUUUCGACAUUCCAAAAAGGAACGAAGACAAGGACAUCUUCACUUGGCAAUUUCUCGAUGAUAAUCCAGGCUUUUCGGAAUCCUCGAAUUCGGUGGAGUAUAAUCUCGCACCGAGAGUGUAUCGAAUAGAAAUUCCGCCCAAAUCAGGUUUUCAAUUAAACGUUAAUUUUUCCCCACAAUAUAUCGGACUCCAUCACGACGUCUUUAAAUUCGACUUCGAAGCCGACGGGGUUGUGUUUAAAGAGCAGAAUGUUCCUAUGUGGGGAGAAACGACAGGGCUGAAAGUUUACGUAGAUCCUCCGAUCGUGGACCUUGGAAUCAUAAUGGCGGACUCUGGAGUUUACCAGACAAAUUUUGACGUCAUAAAUACUGGUGCUCAUACUUCGGAGAUCGUGGUGAAGACUCCGAAAAAAUUGGACGGUCAAAUUCGGAUUUUCCCGAAGUCGACUUUCGUCCAGCCUGAGUCCUCCUGCACGAUUCUCGUGAAAUUAAUUCCGGAAACGGACUUUUCGGAAAAAUCGAAAGGAUAUUACGAUUGUUCGACGAACAUCUUGAGCAUACCGAUUCACAUUCACUCAAAAUCCGCAGACUCGAAAAACGCCCCAGCGAUAAUAUUAAAAAUCAUAGCGACCCUCACAACGGCUCGCGCUCUCGUCUUAGAGCCAGAUUUUGUAACAUUAGGACGCGUCCAUACGAAGGAGUCUGUUUUUGCAGAGAUCAGACUAACCAACAAAUCGCUAUUGCCUCAAGAGUAUGGUUUUCUAGACAUACCGUAUUUCAUGGAAAUACAGCCUAAUCAUGGAUUCGGAAAGAUACUUCCUGGAAAAACCAUACGGCUUUUUAUUAUUUAUUCGGCCUCUUUGGCGGAUAUUCCUCGAAGACAUCUACGAGCCAACGGAACGACUGGAGAUAAAAAAUUUGAAUUACGAGUGGUCACUUUGGCGCAGCUCGCAGGAUCUAAAUAUCCCCUGAUAAGCAAACUUGAGAAGCCCCUUCAUAAAACGCUGAAAUUACCGCUUAGAAGGCCCUUAAAAUUACUCUCGAAGAAAAGCGAGACGGAUUUCAAAUUGAAAAUGCCUAAAAGAUGCCUAGGUCUACGAUCUCGGGAUCCAAGAAAAAUUGUCAUUCCAGAUUUCACCCAGGAUGUCAGCGACCAUGACGUCAACGACUCGGAUUCGUUUUCGACUUUGGAAAACCAUAGCCCAAGGAUGGAGAGUUUUGAAUUUGAGGACACGCGGGAAGAGAAGAACGUCGUGGAAGUCUUUGCACGCAUUGUCGAUCAUUAUUGCGAACUGAGUAAACAAAUAAUUAAAUUCCCCGACACUCCUUGCGAGUCCUUUUCGAUCGCCACGCUAGAAGUUCACGGAUUCAAUAUGGCGUCCUCUCCUCCCUGCAUUUGCGGCCUAGAGAAAAAUAAUUCACCAGACUUCGAGGCCUGGUUUGAGUUCAAGUGUACUUCGAAGCAAAUCAGAUUUUGCCCCCGAGAAGGCUGCCUCGGUUCUUCGGAACGUCGAAAAAUCAGCGUCCUUUUUGCGCCGAAAUUGGCGCACAAAAUGGUGUACCGGAAGACGCAAGAAAUAAAGGCAGAAAAACUGCGGAGAGACUCCAACGAGGCUGAACUCGAAAGCGAGAAAACGGGAAGAAACGCUGCAACGGGAGCCGAGAAAGAAAAAUCUCGCUACUCGGGGACCAAGAUGGCGGACGCGGAGCUCUCGGAGUGCGACAAGCUGCCCGGAGAGAAUUUUCUCCUUGAGAAUUUUGAAAAUUAUGUAGCGACUGUUAACGCGGUUUGCAUCGUCGGGGUUAGAAUGAAAAAUGGUACGCGACGUGACGAAAGGAACUACAUAAAACUCACUUGUCCCGUGGUGAAGCCCGACAUUUUGAUUUUGAAUUCCACCAGGGUGUUCUCUUUCGGUCCCACGGCCAUUGGAACAUCUUCAAGGAAGUUCCUUUCCGUGAAAAAUAUAUCCAACAAAAACGUCAAAGUCGAUGUUACCCUACUGAACCCUAUUGGACCUUACUACAUGCCACCUGGGAAAAUGAUCGAACCAGGCUCGGUGUUAACCUUGCCUAUUACAUACACACCGAAACUAGAAGAGGAUAAAUACGCACGUCAAUUUUUUGAAGUUCGCGCGGCUGGGACCAGAACAAUAUGGCGACUCGCAGUUUCCGGAAGUGGAGUGAUUCCCAGUUGGGAAAUAACACCGGAAAUGGUCGUCGCUAGAUUAACGGCAAAGCCUGGAAAAUCGGACGAGUGCAGAUUGACGUAUCGACAUUUAUUUGUGGCUGAUGUAGCAUGUAAAUCUGCGAAAAAUAUGGAUAAUAAUUAUAAAUGUAAUUAG
Orussus abietinus is the source of this 2904-nucleotide messenger RNA. Its product is annotated as cilia- and flagella-associated protein 74-like. The record is from RefSeq and is a predicted model, not a curated record. The coding region runs from base 1 to 2904 and encodes 967 amino acids. The transcript has 15 exons. NCBI's taxonomy places the organism in Eukaryota, Metazoa, Arthropoda, Insecta, Hymenoptera, Orussidae.